GUCAUCAGGAAACAUGUUUUGCUCUCUCCCCCUGGAAACUCUUGUGCGUAGAACGUUGUGUUGGUGCGGGAGGUGUUUGUGGCCAGCUAGCUAGCUACCGAUACCAUAACGAAUAAACACAGGAGUAUGCUGCCCAUACAAACACUCAAGGCCUAGUAGAAACACCAUGGAAGAGUCAGGAGGCAGGCCACGCUACCCCAAGCAGGAAGGCCGGGAGAGGGGCCUGGUGGCAGAUGAGGCUGAGACCUGGAGGAACCAGGAUGCAGGGAGAGGGUACAGCCCCAAGCCGGAGAGGCGUGGCCAGGGGAAGAGGGGAGGCCACGGAGGGCUUCACCACGCCAGCUCCAAGAAGGGAGCGAUGGAGCCCCAGAGCAGCUACCCUGCAGGGGGAUUCAAGGAGGGCCACAGCCCCUCACAGAGGGAGGACUUCCAGAGAGCCAGGUACCCAGAGAGCCAGCAGGCCGAGGGCCGGGAGGAGAACUGGAGAGAGCGCCCUUCACAACGCCGGAGGAGAACUUCUCAGGGAGAGGACAGGGAGCAGAGGAGAGACAACGUUGACAACACACUUCACUCAGGGGGCAGGAAUCGUAGAAACCAUAACUGGAGGCGGGGUCUAGGUGAGGAGGACCAUGGGCCGGUGGUGGAUGAGUCGGCUCUGUCAGCCAAAGAGCUGCUGGGACUGAAACAGGCGGAGGACAAGAUUGGCAGAGAGAAGAUCUUCCGUCUGAAGAAGAGAUCCCACAGUAAUCCCAGUGCUGUCUACUCCUGCUCUCUGUGUGAGGUACUGCUGGACUCUGUCUCUGAAGCUCACAGACACAUCAAAGACAAGUGGCACAAGAGGAGAGCCAAGGAGCGUUGUGAGGAGGAGAUGCUGACGGAGAUUGCGCCCCCCAGGGCGGAGCAGGUGGCAGCAGUGGGCAUGGCCCUGGAGGGCGUGGUCAGAGAGAGGGGGAUGAGUGACCAGGAUGUAGAGAACAGACAAAAGAUCGUCUCCAACAUGCAGGAAGUCCUAACAGCCGUCCUGCCUGAGGUGAAACUCAGGCUCUAUGGGUCUUCCUGCACCAAGUUUGGUUUCAAAGAUUCUGAUGUCAACAUUGAUAUCCAGUUCCCCCCUCAUAUGCAUCAGCCAGACGUUCUGUUGCUGGUCCAGAAGAGUCUGUCAGUCAGCCAUCUCUUCGGUAACCUGGAGGUAGACUUUCAUGCCAGGGUACCGGUGGUCAUCUGUACAGACAAGGACAGUGGUCUGGUGUGUAAGGUGAGCGCAGGAAAUGACAACGCCUGCCUGACCACCUCCUUCCUGUUUGAGCUGUCCAGUCGGGAGCCUCUCCUGCUGCCACUCGUCCUUGGUUUCAGACACUGGGCCUGGAUCUGUCACGUGGACCGAGCGGAGGAGGGAGGUCUGCCUUCAUACGUCCUGGCUCUCAUGGUCAUCUACUUCCUCCAACAGAGGAAACGGCCCGUCCUGCCUGCCUACCUGGGACACGAGAUAAAGGAGUUCUCCAUCAGCAGGCUACAUGAAUUCAGUCUGACCUACAUGGAGGACGGCUGUGUCCACUGGGGUUACCACCCCGUCUCCAAGGACUCUUCCUCACCCCCAGAAACUAUCUUCAGGGAGGGCAAGGCUCCUCUGGUGUUCCAGAGCUCUGUCUCUCCACCAUCUGUGGGUCUUCUGUGGGUGGAGAUGCUGCGUUUUUAUUCGCUGGAGUUCAACAUGACGGAGUGUGUCAUCAGCGUGCGCACCAGCCUCGUCUUAUCACGGGACGCCAAGGACUGGCCCAAGAAACGCAUUGCCGUGGAGGAUCCGUUUGCUGUGAAGAGGAACGUGGCUCGGACAUUGAACAGCCAACAGAUGUACGAGUACAUCCUCCACUGCCUCAAAUCGACUUACAAGUACUUCGCCCUGCCCCUCAGCCUUCCAUCAGCCAACCACAAGAUGGCAGGGCCUCGAGGAGCUAAUUACAAACAAGGGCCUCGUCAGAAGGCUCUGAGUGACGUGAGCCGUGUCCAAUCAGGGUUGAGCAGUCUCAAACUGGAGUCUCAGGCAGCCAAUGGGCAGAAAGGAGAGGCGGGCUUUAAGCAUGACUCUGACUGUAUGGUGGAGGAAGAGGAGGAGAGCCCUUCAGACUCUGAUAACGAAGGAGAGAAAGAAGAUGAGGAUUUGGGGAAGAACAGCCUAUCGGAGGAGGAAGAGGAGGAUGAAGAGCUAGAUGAGGAAGUAUAUCCCAGACAUCACCUCGACAGUGUAAACACGGAGGACGAAGAGCUGUUCCCAUUGGACGAGGUCUCGGAGGAGCUUCUCUCAGACGAGGAGGGGCCAGACCUAGACACUCCCAGUUCAUUGGACGAGGAGGAGGUAGCCUCGCCCAAACAGGAUGUGCUUGACAACAAGACCGAGGGGGCCAGUGGUCUCUGCUAUGGCUUCAUCAGACAGGCCUUCACCCGUGGAAAGUCCCAUACAGUGGUGUGCAGUGUGUGUAAGCGGGACGGCCAUCUAAAGAAAGACUGUCCUGAAGACUUCCAGAGGGUUCAGCUGGCCCCUCUCCCUCCCAUGACACCUGCCUUCCUCAAAACACUCAACACCGUCUGCCAGCAGUGCUACCGAGACUUUGCUCCAGAUGAUGUGGAGCUGGGAGUGAGAGAACACAUCCUGCAGGACCUGGAGAGCUUCGUCAAACGACAGUUCACAGGUGCCAGACUGAGGCUGUUUGGUUCGUCUAAGAACGGUUUCGGCUUCAAGCAGAGUGACCUGGACAUCUGUAUGGUGCUGGACGGACAGGAGACCGCUGAAGGUCUGGACUGUAUCAGCAUUAUAGAGUCUCUGGCCAGACUGCUGAGGAAACACCCAGGACUGAGGAACAUCCUCCCCAUCACCACGGCUAAGGUCCCCAUCGUUAAGUUCUACCACGCCAGGACCGGCCUGGAGGGAGACAUCAGUCUCUACAACACGCUGGCCUUACACAACACGCGUCUGUUGGCGUCGUACGCUGCCAUCGACCCCCGAGUCAAGAUGCUGUGUUAUGUCACGAAGGUGUUUGCCAAGUUGUGUGAUAUCGGUGAUGCGUCUCGAGGAAGUCUGUCGUCCUAUGGCUUCACCCUGAUGGUGCUAUUCUACCUGCAACAGAGGAACCCACCUGUUAUACCUGUACUACAGGAGAUUUAUGACGAGGAGAAGAAGCCUGAGGUUUUGGUAGAUGGAUGGAAUGUCUACUUCUACGAUGAUCUGGAUAAACUGCAUGAGCGCUGGCAGCAGAAGAACCUGGAGUCUGUAGGUGCUCUGUGGCUGGGCCUGCUGCAGUUCUACACCGAGACCUUUGACUUCAGAGAACAUGUCAUCUCCAUCAGACAGAGCGCAGCUCUCACCACCUUCAACAAGCAGUGGACCUCUAAGUACAUCGUCAUCGAGGAUCCUUUUGACCUGAACCAUAACCUGGGAGCUGGCCUGUCCAGGAGAAUGACCAACUUCAUCAUGAAGGCGUUCAUCAAUGGCAGAAGUGUGUUUGGAACAACAGUCAAAGCCUUCCCUCCUGAGUACACUAGUCAGAUGGAGUUCUUCUUUGAUCCUGAGGUGCUGACAGAGGGACAGCUGGCUCCUAACGACCGCUGCUGCAGGAUAUGUGGCAAGAUCGGACACUUCAUGAAAGACUGCCCCAUGCGCAGGAAGUCUAGGCAGCGUCGUGAACAGGAGGACCGAGCGGAGGGAAGGAGGGACUGGGCGGAGGGGGGCAGGGAACAUCGUCAGGGUGAAUACUGGAGAAGACAGGAAGAGAAACGGUGCUGCUUCCUGUGUGGAAGCCACGCCCACAUCAAGAAAGACUGCCCCCAGUACAGAGGACCAGCUGGGGCCUUCUCUUCAUCUCCCUCUACGAGCCACAUGAGGAAUUUGAGAGAGAGAAAAACAGGACUCGCCUCAACAGGAGGGAAAAAAGAAAAAGAAGCGACACCAAAAUAUGAUUGAGUUCACAAGCAGGCAGUCUAGCCAGCAGACACAUGGGUCUGUCUGGUCCCAGAAGGAGCCCAGUGGACUGAGGAGAUGGGGAGAGAGAGAGAGGCAGCUCUAGCCCCAAACCUCCGGGUUCUACUCUACUCCCUCUGAGGUCUGACCUCCAGUCCACCAGCCUGAACCUAGAACAUCCGGAACUCAGAACCCUACCUGUUGGAACCCUGACAUGGAACCCCAGUGGAUGGUGGCAGAGCCUGAGUGCCUGUCUCCCAAAUGGCACCCUAAUCCCUAUAUAGUGCACUACUUAUGACCAGGGCUUUACGUUUGACCAGAGCCCUGGUCAUAAGUAGUGCACUAUAUAGGGAAUAGGGUGCCAUAUGGGACAUAGAGAGGGUAUUUUAUGUUUUAACUACCCCUCCUGCCUCAGAGGAACUUUUUAAAGCGUUGUAUUGUGUUUUAACUGAAAAGCCAUUUUGCAUGCUCCUCCUCUAAGUUCAUUUUUAUUUUUUAAUGUUAUUUUAAAAGUGAUUAUUUGUUAGAUUUGUCUCGUGCAAUGAUGUCCCCCCCCCCCAAACACCCCCUCUCUUCCGCGUUGUCUCGUCUAAUCCAGUUUGAGCCGGGCUGUGUGACUGUGUGUGUUUGUCUGCUCAUCUCUGUGCGUGCUUGAAAAGUGGUGAAUCUGUAUUCAGAGGUGGAUGAACGGCCCUGAAACAGACGGGUUCUUUAGAUAAUAAUGGACAGUUUGUAUUCAAUUGUCUCCUUCAUGUCAGAGUCUCCAAACAUGGUAGCUAAAGAUGAAUUCCAUAUUGCUUCUGCCUGCUCCCUCUAAACACGCCAUAGGUGCAGAAUAUAUGGUCCUGUAUUGGGUUACUAGUAGCCAACCCCAAUGUGUGUCGAUCUGAGAGGCCUGGAUAUAAGCAAUAUGGUAAAACAUGAAAUGACAACCUUGUCUAUAGCUUGUGACACCAUAUUGUUUAUAUACUGAACCACUUGUCUUUUAUGAUCAGGGUUUUGGGUUGAGGGUUGAUUUUGGGUUCGGGGUGCAGGGAGUGGUAAAGGGGGAACCCCGGGAAACGUGUUUUCUGUUUUUAUGUUGCCUUUUUGUGGCCACAGUGCCUCUGAUUGGUGGGCCUGGUAGCUGUGAUGUCAGAUUCUGUCCACUCUGGUCUGGGAUGCUAGUGUUCUGAGACCUGCUUUAUAAAUAAACUUUCUUUACAAAACAAAAAGGAAA
Messenger RNA from Oncorhynchus masou masou (cherry salmon), 5171 nucleotides. RefSeq names its product terminal uridylyl transferase 7 (gene tut7). Lineage: Eukaryota; Metazoa; Chordata; Actinopteri; Salmoniformes; Salmonidae. The transcript is spliced from 29 exons. The record is from RefSeq and is a predicted model, not a curated record. Gene Ontology annotation, molecular function: zinc ion binding; RNA uridylyltransferase activity; nucleic acid binding. The coding region runs from base 167 to 3955 and encodes 1262 amino acids.